Balaenoptera musculus (blue whale) is the source of this 603-nucleotide messenger RNA. RefSeq names its product small integral membrane protein 6 (gene ERLN). The coding region runs from base 162 to 341 and encodes 59 amino acids. The record is from RefSeq and is a predicted model, not a curated record. The transcript has 3 exons. NCBI's taxonomy places the organism in Eukaryota, Metazoa, Chordata, Mammalia, Artiodactyla, Balaenopteridae.
GGGGCCUCCCGAGCUCUGGGCAGGUCCUUUCAGUAGACGGGUCGUCCGGAUUGAGAGGAGGGGCAGGACCCAGCCACAGCCAGGACACCUCAACCCACGCGCCCUGAGCAGCCCCCCAAAACAGCAUCACAAGAGGGCAGAACGCGGCGGAGGGGGUUCACAUGGACAGACUACUAACAAAACGCGCCUGGAAGGAUGAGUUCUGGCAGAACCCCUUGGACCAGGGGGGCCUGGUAGUGAUCUGCUUGUUCAUCAUUACGGUCCUGUUUCUCAUCUUGUUUGCUAUUGUGUUUGGUUUACUCCCCCCACUUGAUAGGGUCAACCAGUGUGAAGAGUCGUGACCUGACUUUCUGCGGGCCAAGAAGGGGGCCACUGUUAAUACACUCUCAAAACACCAUGUACCGUUUCUCCAAAGCCCUUUUAACAGUCUGGAAUUAUACAUUUUUCAUGUGAUUAUCUGAUAAGUGCCUGUCUUCCCCACUGGUCCAAGCAACAAAAAGCAGGGGCUGGGUCUCUUUCUGUUCCCCAUUGUACCCCCUUUUCUGAUGUGCCCUCGCACAGAGUCAGUAUCAAUCAAUAUUUGCUGGUUGAAUAAAUGAAUGA